AUGGACUUAAUUGGAGAAAUUAUUGAAAAGGAGAUUGAACCUCCAAAGGUACCACAACCGGUACCACAACCUGAUCCCAAAUCAUUCAAGAAAUCAAGAUUUGCCAUGAGGAGUAAAAGACCCGAAACGAAAGCAGUGCCCGCAAAAGCAACAGUGGUAGAUAAUAGUAGUUUGAGUGAAUCAGAAAAGAUUCAUAAAGAAAACGUCGAUAAAUUAGCUAAGAUGAGUGAAGCAGAGAUUACCCAAGAACAGCAGGAACUUUUGUCAACAUUAAACCCCAAAUUAAUCGAAAGUUUAAUGAAAAGAGCCGAGAAGAAAGAGAAAGCAGAUAAAUCUCAUCAUACUCAUGAUCACGACGAUCAUCAUGAUCAUCAACACGCUGAAGGAUAUGAUGGAUGGAUAGGAGGUAUGAAGACGGCAGAAGGAAUUAAAGACUUAUCUCAUUUGAAUGAAAAAGAAAUAACUAAAGCUUUAGGAAUUGAAGAAUCUAAUAAACCAAAGAAGAAAGUCACUUUCAAUAAUGUAGCCACGGUGAACUAUGAAGAGUUACCUGAAGAUGCAGAAAUCAAUGAAAAAGAAUGGGAAGAUGUUGAAGAUGUACAACAGUUAAUGACAAACUCUAAUGCCAAUGAAAUUGCUCCUGCUGAUUAUCAAUUAGUUAAUGAAGACGAUGAGGAAGAAAAUGAUGAAGUUCAUUUCCCCAAACCCAAAACCAAAACUGAAGAAUUCAAAGAUUUAGAUUUGAACGACCCCAAGUUUUAUGAUAAAUUACAUGAAAAGUAUUAUCCUGAUUUACCCAAAGAAACUUCAAAGUUAGCAUGGAUGACACAACCAAUGCCUCAACAAAGAUCCACUACUUAUGAUUCAAUAACGGACAUGAGAUUCGAUUUCCAGGGUAAUUUAAUAGAAUUGAAAACUGAUGAUGAUGUACCUUCAUACUUGGGAUUACACCAUCAUUCAGAAAAUCCUCAUUUACCAGGUUAUACUUUGAAAGAAUUGAGCCAUUUAUCUAGAUCCACAGUACCAGGACAAAGAUGUUUAAGUAUUCAAAUGCUUGGUAGAAUCUUACAUAAAUUAGGACUCCAUAAAUAUAACAUCUUGCCCAUUGAAAAUGAUGACGAAACCUUCAAUCAAAGUAUUAAAGUAGUUGUUAAAGAGUUUGAAAAAAUGAUGUGGGAAGUGGUUGAAAAUUUAAGAAUUAUUGAAAAUAUUCAAGAAGCUGCUGAUGAAAAGACAAAGAAUUUGUCAGUUAGAAAUUAUGCUAUUGAAGCUUUAUGGUUAUGGAAACAAGGUGGAGGUAAGCCAGAAUAUGACGAGGAUGAUGAAAUCUCCAAACUCAUGUAA
This is a messenger RNA of Yamadazyma jaroonii, 1344 nucleotides long. NCBI's taxonomy places the organism in Eukaryota, Fungi, Ascomycota, Pichiomycetes, Serinales, Debaryomycetaceae. The record is from the annotation of a GenBank genome assembly.